AUGGAAACCCGUGUCGCAAACGAGACGCAAAUAUCACCCCCCUUACCCGGGCUUACACACCACAUAACAGCAAAUAACAAAGAGGGGAAAGCAGUCAUCCACUCCUCCACCCCGGCAACAUGGAUUCCCCUCUUGAAUGACAAAAUGGCCUUCAAUGUCGUAUACACCAAUACAGCUACUCCUCAACUUUCAACCACUGCUGAUAUUGAAUCUUACCAUAAAUUGAUGCAAAAUGGGGGACCAGGUCUUACAAUGCAGAGAGGAACUGUCUGUCGUAUUGUAGAUUUUGGACCGGGAGUGGAGCCGGUUAUGCAUCGAACGCAGAGUCUUGAUUUUCGUGUUGUCAUAGAAGGGGAGAUUGAAUUGGGCUUGGACGGAGGAGAGAGUGAGAAGAGAGUUUUGAAACGCGGGGAUGUGGCGAUACAGAGGGGUACAAAUCAUGCCUGGCGUAACGUAACACCAGAUAACGGGUGGGCCAGAAUGCUGUUUGUACUUCAAUCAUCGGAGGAAAUAAAUAUCGAAGGGAAGGUCCUACGAGAGGAUGUUGAGGGGGCUAAGGAGGAUGCAGAAUGGCUUAAACAAAGAUAA
This is a messenger RNA of Orbilia oligospora ATCC 24927, 588 nucleotides long. RefSeq lists its product as uncharacterized. Lineage: Eukaryota; Fungi; Ascomycota; Orbiliomycetes; Orbiliales; Orbiliaceae. The record is from RefSeq and is a predicted model, not a curated record. The coding region runs from base 1 to 588 and encodes 195 amino acids. The transcript has 2 exons.